Messenger RNA from Symbiodinium natans, 1113 nucleotides. NCBI's taxonomy places the organism in Eukaryota, Dinophyceae, Suessiales, Symbiodiniaceae. The record is from the annotation of a GenBank genome assembly.
AUGGCGAAGCAAGCCUCCAACCGCAUUGCAAAGAUCAAAGCCCUGUUUGGGUUUAUGUGCGUGCCGUACUUGGUGGCCGCCAUUGCAGUUGGAUGGCAAGCGCUCGCGACUCCUGCAGUGGGAGAGCUGGAAGAAGUGGACAUGCGAGGGAAGACGGUGCUGAUCACUGGAGCUACUUCUGGUCUGGGAUUGUGGCAAGCAGAGGUGCUUGCACGCUGGAAUGCCUCCCUUGUUUUGCCGGUGCGCGACCUCAAAAAGGGUCAGGCUGUACUAGACAGAUUUACCCAGGAGUUUCCGCAAGCCCCUGCGCCAGUCAUCAUGGAAAUGGACCUAGCAUCACUGCAAAGCGUGCGCGACUUUGCAGAGCAGUACGCCGGGCCUGUGGAUGUGCUGGUUCACAAUGCGGCUGUCCUGGGAACUGGUGAGCUUCUCCGAACAGAGGACGGCUUCGAGGAGUGCCUUCAGGUCAACUACCUCUCCUCGUUUCUGCUCACGCACCUGCUGCUUCCACGGCUGCAGCAAAGUGCUGCGGGACGCAUCGUGCACGUUUCCGCGAAGGCCCAUGAGUGGGGGAACAUCAGCAUGCAGGACUUGCGGUCGCGCAAGGUCUUGGAUUUGGAUUUCCCGAAGAGGCGGCUACGAAUGAUGGGAAACUUGGGUGGAUCCUACGCAGACUCUAAACUGGCCCAGGUUCUGUUCAGCAACGCGCUGGCUAGACGUCUGCCUCCAAAUGUUGUGACGCAUGCCCUGCAUCCAGCCAUUGUGCCGACGGGGCUGCUUCGCCAAGCAGAUUUUUCUGCAGUGCAGAAGUUCCUGCAUGACAACAUGAUGCAGCCCGUGAUGAGAUUGGUUGGCUUCACACAGUCGGAGGAGGAUGCUCCAAAAACGCAGAUUCAUGUCUCCACCCAUCCGGCAAUCCAGGAUGUGACUGGGCGGUACUAUUCACCGCUCUCCCCUCCACUUGUACAUUGUGGGCAAAAGGCGGAGUAUUGUGGAAUCUCCAGUAUAUCAGAGGCUGCAGCUGAUCGAUUCCUGCAGGAGGCCCUUUUCGAAACCUCCUGCGAACUGCUGGACUUGAACAAUGGCCUGUGUGCAGAAUCUCCCGACAGCUAA